UGCAAGACGCUGACAGAGACAUGGCUUUCUGGAAAAGAAAGGACGAGUACCAUAUGGGCCAGAUUCAGGGAUACAAAAGGACUCCCUGGAAUCCAGCAGUAAUGCCCUUACUCAAUGGGUGAGCAAGGUUUGUGGGGGGGAUUAGUAAGGGCCCCCCUGUUCUACCUGUUAAUAUCUUUAAAGGCCAAGUAAAGAGAGGUAGGAAUAAAACAAGCCACCAGAACCAUGCUUUGGUUGUGUUCACUUGCCUCCAGGUGGGAAGAAGAAAUGUCAUAGUGACAAUGGGACAGCAAGUCCUGUAGCCAGAAGGCAGUAUGAGUCCCCUGAUACUGAAAUAAAUGGUGUCAGCAGUAAAGAUAUAGAGCUUUAGACAGACUAAAAACAUUAGAAGUUCAUUUGGUUGCACUGUACUUGUGACUGCUUAGAACUGGAAGUAAAUGCACAGCCCUGAUUACUGGUGCAGAAUCACCCUCUUCUUCUGUACCCCCUGGGGCCCUCCCUCUCCCUUAACCUUGACCUCAGCUCCUUUAAAGAUUAUGGGGCCUGGCCCAAGGCCUCCCUGUCCCCAAGGGCAACUGGAGGCCAUACACACCCAUCUGAGUGUGUUGGGAAACUUUGGGGAAAGAUGGGCAUCAAACUUUUAAGUUCUGUUGGACACAGGUAACCGACACAUGACAUCCCAAUUGAUAGAAGUUGGGCUGGGUGUACCGGAGGGAAGGGAAGCUAACAUGACUUUGUGAAUAGGGUGCUUUAGGCAGAUUCAAUGGGUUGUUCUUGUUGCUUCUACAUAGGAAUCUAUAGUAUGAAUUGACGUUUUAUAUGCUUGUACUUCCCUGUGCCAUAAGUUACCAGAGGGGAUUCUUCUGAUCAGGAAGAGCCUCAUGUAUAGAAGUGUUAGUGGGAUAAUUAACUGGCAUUUGCCACCAGUGAAUUAGCUGGGAUUCAGCAUAAAUGGCUGUACCCUCUAACGCCCAAAGUUUUCUCUGUGCAGAUGAUAUCCUUUUGCUUAGCAAGUCAGAAGCCCGAGUUUCAAUGGUCCUGACUGUGGUAUUACCACAUGUCUGCCAGCAGGGGUGGCUGAUAAACCCUGACAAAAUUCAGGGACCUGCUCACUGAUUGAAGCUUUUGGGACCAUGGAGGGAUUCACAAUGUUCCAUCAGUUAAGGAAAAUCUACUGUUUCUAGCCAAUCGCCACCAAAAAGGAGACCCAGCACCUAAUUGUACUUUUUGGGUAUUAGAGACAGUAUGUGCCUCACUUGGGCAUUUGUCUUGCUCCUUUAUAUGGGCUAACUUGAAAAUUAGCACCCUGUGAGUAGGGCUCAAAGAAAAAAAAAAACUAACAAUAAGUCUGUUAUUAACCCUUUGAGCUACAAGUCUCUGUGACUGAUGAUUUUGCUGAUUGGAGGAUCUGAUGAAGAGAGACAGCCUUCACCUGGAGGUGCCCCUUGGGAUUUUUGACUUGUUGCCCCCUGACAUGGCUACCAGAGAAGAGAAGAAACACACAUGGGGAAGAAAACCAUGUGAGGAUGGAGGUAGAUACUGCAGUUAUGCAGCCACAAGUCAAGAAAUGCCUGGAGCUACCAGAAGCUGGAAGAGGCAAAGAACGAUUCGUCCCUAGACCCUUCAGAGGAAGUACAUCCCUGAUGACACCUUGACUUCGGCCUGCACAACAUUUCAAAUAGGACAGUAGUCAAAGAAGUAGAAUUCGGGAUGUGCACUGUUACGUGUGGUGUUGGUAUGAGAGAAGUUAUACUAACAAAUGGAUGCCCUGGAGGUGAAUCCAAGUGUAUCGUGCGGGUAGAAGAAUGCCGUGGACCAGUGGACUGUGGCUGGGGUAAACCAAUUUCAGAAAGUCUUGGAAGUGUUAGACUGGCAUGUAUUCAUAUAUCUCCUGUAAAUCGUUUCAAAUAUAUGUGGAAACUUCUAAGGCCAGACCAACAAGCCAUAAUACUUGCAAAUGAUUCAGCAAUCCUAGAAGUACAUAGGGAAGCCCAUCCCUUGGCUUUCGAGUGUGACACCUUGGAGAAUAAUGAACUAAUAGCAACUGUAAAAUUCACAGUCUAUACGCUGACUGAAUUGCAGAUAAGAAGAUCAAGCCAACCAGACACUGAUGCAGUACUAGUUUUUGUGCUGACCAUAGGAGUCAUUAUCUGUGUAUUCGUGAUCUUUGUGUUGAUCUUCAUAAUUGUAAAUUGGGCAGCAGUCAAGGCUUUCUGGGGGGCAAGAAGCUCCGCAGCUGAGAUACAAUCUGAGCUGAGUUCUGUGAGAUAUAAAGAUUCAAAUUCUCUUGACCAAGCACCAACAGAAAUACCUGUAGAAGACGAUGCUUUAAGUGAAUGGAAUGAAUGAUGUAUGGAUUAUUUUGACAAAUCAAAGGAUAUUAGAGCUUAUCAGAUUCAUUAUUAUACAAAUAAAAUAUAUACGGAAUACUUUAAUAAUGUUGCAGUAGAUUUACCACAGUCUGAAGGUGGUGCAGCAUGAGGAUAGGGCAGUUUUAAUCCAUCUUUGUGGUACAUUUAUCACAUAAUACUUUUAAUUUGUUCUCAGCACUCUGCAUUUCAGCUUGGGGACAUUUAUCUAGAGGUACAAACAACAAAUCUU
This is a messenger RNA of Lemur catta (Ring-tailed lemur), 2601 nucleotides long. It is a transcript of the gene SPACA1, whose product is annotated as sperm acrosome associated 1. Gene Ontology annotation, biological process: acrosome assembly. Gene Ontology annotation, cellular component: acrosomal membrane. The coding region runs from base 1711 to 2349 and encodes 212 amino acids. The transcript is spliced from 8 exons. NCBI's taxonomy places the organism in Eukaryota, Metazoa, Chordata, Mammalia, Primates, Lemuridae. The record is from RefSeq and is a predicted model, not a curated record.